This is a messenger RNA of Penicillium psychrosexuale, 1368 nucleotides long. RefSeq names its product GMC family oxidoreductase. Gene Ontology annotation, molecular function: flavin adenine dinucleotide binding; oxidoreductase activity, acting on CH-OH group of donors. The coding region runs from base 1 to 1368 and encodes 455 amino acids. NCBI's taxonomy places the organism in Eukaryota, Fungi, Ascomycota, Eurotiomycetes, Eurotiales, Aspergillaceae. The record is from RefSeq and is a predicted model, not a curated record. The transcript has 4 exons.
AUGAUCUACGUGCGAGGAUCGACGCAAGACUAUGACGACUGGGCGGAGCUGGUAGGGGAUGAUGAAUGGUCCGCGAAGCAUAUGCAGCAGUAUAUGCGAAAGCAUCAGACCCUCGAGCCAAUCGAUCCAUCCAUCACCGAUCGGUCCACAAUGCCACUUGUAGGCGAGUUCCACGGCACGAGCGGGCCCAUUCGCACCAGCUUCAACGAUUCAAUACUGCCGGUGGAGAACGACAUCAUCAAAGCCUGCGAGGAUGUAACCGGCAUCUCAAGCAAGCCCACUGACGCAUGGAGUGGUGACCACAUCGGCUUCUACCACACCCUCGGCGCAGUCGACCGAACCGGCCCGAACAAAGGCAAGCGCAGUUGCUCCGCACGAGGAUACUAUGAAGCCAUCCACACCACUCGGUCAAAUCUCAAAGUCCUCUGCUCGGCCCUCGUCAAUCGCGUAGUACUAGACGGCAACAAAGCCACCGGCGUAAGCUUCUCACACGAUGGAGUCGAGUACCAGGUCUCCACACGGCGUGAAGUAAUCAUCAGCGGUGGGACAUUGCAAAGCCCCCAGAUCCUUGAGCUAUCGGGGAUCGGUGACCCAGAGAUUCUCAAAGCCGCCGGCGUCGAGUGCAAGGCCGCUAACAAAGGGGUCGGUGCGAACGUCCUAGACCACCCCCUCACGUUUUCUGUGAUGGACGUCCAGUCCGGAAUAGUCACACGGGAUACCUUGUAUCAAGUGCCCGAGGCAAUGGAAGCUGCUAGUAAGCAGUAUGCCGAAGCCAAUGGCGGGCCACUUAGCUCUGUCAGCACCAUGCAGGAGCUGGGAGAGAUCAUCCAGAGCAUUCGCGAUAUCAAACCGACAAGCGCAUUCCACACGAAACAACUUGCACAGACUAUUGCACACCUCGAGAGCGACCACUCUGCCAAUAUGAAGGCUCUUACCGUGCCAGCCUCCAUGAAUCCGCAUGCGAUGGAUCAUCAGAGCAAGCUGCUUACACCGCGUUCGGCUGAUCAACCGUCUGGUUUGACCAUGGCGUUUUCUCUGCAGUACCCCAUGUCUAGAGGGACUAUCCAUAUUGGGAGUGCAGAUCCAACAAAACCCCCUAUCAUCAACCCCAAAUACGGCGGCCACCUAGCAGACGUCUCCCUCCUGGCGGCAUUCCUGCGCUGGAGCGAGUACCACAUCAACGGGUCCGUUGCUAUGGGUGAUGCGUUGGACAGCAGAUUGAGGGUGAAGGGCGUGGAGGGACUGCGUGUUGCAGAUGCGUCCGUGUUCCCGAAUAAUGUUUCGGGGAACAUUCUUAGCACUGUGUAUGCUGUUGCGGAGAAGGCGGCGGAUUUGAUUCUCGAGGAUUGGGCUCCCUCCAAACCCUAA